AUGGGUGUUGCUGGUAGUAGUAGAGAUGGAAGGAGGAAGAGUGCACGCUUCAGUGGUGGUGUCUGUGGUCAGGUGAGGACGCCUCUCUCUCCAGAUGGUGGUGAGUGGUUUGCUCAGCUUACAUUGGAUGAAGAGCAGAAGCACGCUGAGUAUGGUCCCAGAGUUGGUGGUCCACGGCAGGUCCCCGUCGGGAUCGGGGGGAAGUGGCUGCUAGGCUCUGGAUUUUUUAUGAGGGAGAAGGGAAAAAGGUGGCAGCACCAGGUGGAUGUUCCUUUGCUGUGGGCAGUACACAAGGCUUCCAUGUCCAUGAAAAUUGUUUCUAUUAAAUCCAAGGGCAGCUGUGACUUUCGAACUGUUUUCGCAUUAACCAUCAUUGCCAGUAAAGAGGACUUCCCUUUGUCAGGAGCCCCUCCGAGAAACAACUCUGUGGACUCAGAACUCUAUGCACCCUCCCCCCACUUGCCCAGUCAUCCUGCUGCACACCAUCUGUUACCUGAUAAGCCCACUCCAGCAUCCCUAGCUGAUGGAGGAGAUCUUUGGUUUCAGCCGAUCACUCAUGUAGGAGAAACACGCUAUGGAUGUACAGAAGGCAGAAAAGCCUUCAACAGGAAGGCACACUUCCAUGUACAUCAGAAAACGCACACAGGCGACAAACCCUUUGAAUGUAAUGAAUGUGACAAAUCCUUCGGAGAGAAAUCAACACUGCAUAAACAUCUGAGAACUCAUACCGGUAAAAACUUGCAUACAUGCAACAAAUGUGGCAAAAUCUCCCAAGAAAAGACAAAGCGCAUCAUACUUCAGAGAACUCACACAGGAGAGAAAUCCUAUGAAUGUAAUGAAUGUGAGAACCUUCAAUCAAAAGGCACACAUCAGAGAACACACACAGAAGAGAAACCCUAUGAAUGUAAUGAAUGUGUCAAUUCCUUCAGAGAGAAAUCAACACUGAGUAGACGUCAAAGAGCUCAUAUGGGAGAGAAACCUUAUGUGUGUUCAGACUGUGAAGAGCCUUCACCCUUAAGCUGA
This is a messenger RNA of Hippopotamus amphibius kiboko, 1023 nucleotides long. Its product is annotated as zinc finger protein 79-like. Bases 1 to 1023 code for a protein of 340 amino acids. NCBI's taxonomy places the organism in Eukaryota, Metazoa, Chordata, Mammalia, Artiodactyla, Hippopotamidae. Gene Ontology annotation, biological process: negative regulation of transcription by RNA polymerase II. The record is from RefSeq and is a predicted model, not a curated record. Gene Ontology annotation, molecular function: DNA-binding transcription repressor activity, RNA polymerase II-specific. The transcript has 4 exons.